Pseudozyma hubeiensis SY62 is the source of this 1005-nucleotide messenger RNA. RefSeq names its product metallo-beta-lactamase domain-containing protein. Lineage: Eukaryota; Fungi; Basidiomycota; Ustilaginomycetes; Ustilaginales; Ustilaginaceae. Bases 1 to 1005 code for a protein of 334 amino acids. The record is from RefSeq and is a predicted model, not a curated record. The transcript is spliced from 3 exons.
AUGUUUUCGCAGAAUUCACCGGCAGCCGAAUCAACGACGGCAUCGUCUUUGUCUAGCAUGCAGGAGGUUUGGGAACAAGACGCUGACCUUGCCGUAUGCACAACAUGUGGUACUCAGUACUCUUCCGUUCAGGGUCCUCCUGAAUGCGUCAUUUGCCAUGAUGACAGACAAUACCCGUGUCCAACCGGCCAGACGUACACUUCGCAAAGGCAGCUCGUCUCCAAGACCACGUUCGAGCUUGUCCCUGAAGAGUCGGAUGCUCGCAUCCUUCGCAUCAAACUCUCUCCCUCCUUGGCUAUCGGUCAGACCCCCAUCGUCUUGCUCACCCCCGCUGGCGUUGUCAUCUGGGAUUGUUGCGGCUUUGCCUCUGCCGAGCUCAUGCAGCGUAUACGCAGCGUGAGCCCCACCGGACAAGCCUGCUCAAUUGUCAUAUCACAUCCACAUUUCUUCGGCGCCAGUCUCUCAUGGGCCAAGAUGCUCAACUGCAACGUCUUCAUAUCCAAGCUAGACCGACAAUGGUAUCAGCGCGGAUUAAACUGCCAAGAUACGCACCCAGACAUCGCCGCACGCCGCAACUUCGUCAUCGAGGUUCAGGAGGAUCUCUUCCGCCUCCCGCACCUCGAUGCGCUCACCUUGGUCAGAUGCGGCGGCCAUUUUCCAGGCUCGGGAGUUUUGCACUGGGACCGGGACUCGGGGAAUCCAGAUGGUCAAGUCCGAAAGGGAGCUGCUGUCUUCUGUGCCGACACAUUCAUGUGUCUUCUCGAUGGUCAGAGAUUCACUUUUGCCUAUAGCUUCCCCAACAACAUUCCGCUUCCUCCUUGCGACGUCGAGCAAAUCUGGGUUCAGAUGCGAAAGUUUAACUGGACGGCCACCUUCGGUGGCUGGUCGGGCCGGCACGUCCUCACCGACUCCCGCUCUGCGCUUCUUCGUUCUGCGCGAUACUACAUUGGGAAGGAAGGUCACUCACCUGACGCUUUCGAAGCGCUAAGCGAAGAUGCUACUUGA